AUGAGUGCAUAUGCAGCUUUGAAAGCAGAUGCUAUUAGUAGCAGAGGCUCUCCUCCUUCAGCUAUUGAUGCAGAUGAUAACAUUUUGCUGUAUGCCAAGAACUCAGACGACGACUGCAGUGAUGAGGAUGACGUCCCCCCACCAACAAUAGACGUCAAGCUCGAAUCGAGAGAAAGUGAGAGCAGCCGAACCACUCCGCUUUUGACAAAGCAGCAAAUAUUUCAGUCGGACUUUCUUCCGAGUGAAACGAACUUGCAAUUCGAAGGAAACAAUUCAGUUUUGGUAACACUUGAGCUUGGAGAUUUCAUAAUGGUUCGAGGGAUGUUCAAACUUCAAAUAUUGCAAGGAAGAGUGAAGAUCAAUAAUUGCUAUGAACUAGAUGCCAACAACGAUCAGAUGUAUACCUUCUUCACAAUUGAUACCAACGCUUUACCAAUCAUUUCCAAUGUUUCCUUUGGAACAAAUGACACAGAAGAGCCUGUCAAGAUCAGAUUGGUCAACUAUUACACGGGAUUCGAGAUAGCGAGUGACAAGCUGACAUUGUUAUCAUCCACCUCAGACAGUAACGCUAAAGAUGCGAUUUUUGCACGUUUCACUUUUGAGAUCGUUAUUCAAAGCGGAGUCCACCACGGCUUAUUUGUGGAUGAUUCUUGGGUCAAGUACUUUGCAUCUAAUGCUGCAAUAUCAUCAAAUAACUUGGUUGUCAUAGGAAAUAAAAAUGCAGGAAAAUCCACUUUCUGUAAGUCAUUGCUGGAUUUCUUACGCUUCCAGAAGAAACAAUUUGUGGUGGUUAUGGAUCUUGACCCAGGACAAUCCGACAAUUCUUCUCCUUACUGCAUGUCUUUGAGCAUCCAAACGUCACCCUAUAUAUGUACAAAUUCGGGCUUUAUUUUUGAUAAGCAUGAAGAGUACUAUGGCUUCAGCAGCCCAAUGGAUGCGCCGUCGAGGUAUCUUGAAAUCACGAGCAAGCUUUACAAUUCCUAUCUUCAGAAGUACAAGCAAAGAGGCAUACGACUAGUUGUCAAUACUCCCGGUUGGAUUAAAGGAUAUGGAAGGACGCUUUUGGAAAAGGUAACAUCCAUAGUCGGUCCUUGCGAUUUGGUCCUCUUGACAAGCAACAUGUCAAGUGAAGCAGACGAGAAUCUGAGUCUACUACAGAGCUUGCAUUACGCUGCAGCGACAUUACUUCCUGGAGUAUUCCAAGUGUCCUCAAACACACCCAGUCAAUUUAGAGCUGAUAGCAAGCUUUUGUAUUUCCAUCGCAAAGGAGAUGAUUUCUUUGAUUUCAGCCAUCACAUAUUAGCGCGGUCUCCGGAAAGAAUUAGCUACAGGGUUGGCAGUACAUCAAGUCCAGGAGUUUACGCCGUUUCACUUCUCAAUUUCAAAAUGGGUAGCAGUUUUGAUUUCAAGAACGUCCCGCUAUUACUUUCAUCACUAAUCUGGGGAGUAUACAGCACGGAUUCCUCAUGUGAUGAGAUAUUACUUAAAGACCACCAAAGCAAACUUUAUCCCAACUUGAUACAAUCGAAAGAUCUUCCACUAGCUCUUGGAACUAGUGGAUGUUUCUUGGGUUUGCUUAUUGUACACAGCAUCAACAUUCACGAGCAGUAUUUGAAUGUUUACACACCCCAAGAUGUUCUGAGGAAAAUGAAAAAAGCACUACAGUGUAAUUCCAAAAUUGUUCUUGUUCGCGGUGAGGGAAAUCUUCCACCCUCCGAACAGUUGUGCCCAGACCUUUUUCGAGGCGGGGCCUCGUCACAAUUACAACGCUCUGACGCUGUUUCGUCCAAG
Messenger RNA from Lodderomyces theae, 1791 nucleotides. RefSeq names its product polynucleotide 5'-hydroxyl-kinase. Gene Ontology annotation, molecular function: polynucleotide 5'-hydroxyl-kinase activity. The transcript has a single exon. Gene Ontology annotation, cellular component: nucleus. Gene Ontology annotation, biological process: cleavage in ITS2 between 5.8S rRNA and LSU-rRNA of tricistronic rRNA transcript (SSU-rRNA, 5.8S rRNA, LSU-rRNA). The record is from RefSeq and is a predicted model, not a curated record. The annotation marks the transcript as partial. NCBI's taxonomy places the organism in Eukaryota, Fungi, Ascomycota, Pichiomycetes, Serinales, Debaryomycetaceae.